Molecule: messenger RNA, 1454 nt
Organism: Chenopodium quinoa (quinoa)
Lineage: Eukaryota; Viridiplantae; Streptophyta; Magnoliopsida; Caryophyllales; Amaranthaceae
Product: short-chain dehydrogenase TIC 32, chloroplastic-like
Exons: 8
Coding region: 87-1037 (316 amino acids)
Source: RefSeq, a predicted model, not a curated record
UAUUGGUUAUCACAAAUAUUGAUCUAUUCUUCUUUUCAAGAGUAUUUCUACUUGCUAACAUUUAAAAUAUACAAUCAAUAAUCAAAAUGUGGUUUUUUGGAAGAAAAAAUUCAUCUGGAUUUUCUGGGUGGUCUACAGCAGAAGAUGUUACUCAUGGAAUUCAUGGUACCGGCCUCACUGCCAUUGUCACAGGAGCAUCGAGUGGCAUUGGUGCUGAAACAUCACGAGUUCUUGCUUUACGCGGUGUUCAUGUUAUCAUGUUAGAUAAGAACCUGGCUACUGGAACAAAGGUUAGGACUAAAAUACUCGAAGAAACUCCGAGUGCUAAGGUCGAUAUUGUGGAGUUGGAUUUGAGCUCAAUGGCAUCUAUUAGAAAAUUUGCAUCAGAAUUUAAGUCUCUUAAUCAACCCUUGAACAUUCUCAUAAACAAUGCAGGAGUGUUAGGCUGCCCUUUUACUCUCUCCCAAGACAACAUAGAACUGCAAUUCGCGGUAAACUACUUGGGUCAUUUUCUGCUGACACAUCUGCUGUUGGACACAAUGAAAAACACUGUACUUGAAAGUGGUAAAGAGGGGAGGAUUGUUAAUAUUGCAUCAGAAGGCCAUCGAUUCACAUAUCGUGAAGGAAUCCUUUUUGAUGAACUCAACAAUCCAUUAAGGUACUCUAGAUUUGCUGCAUAUUGUCAAUCAAAACUUGCUAUUAUCUUGCAUACCAGAGAGCUAGCAAAACAGCUUAAGGAUGAUGGGGUUGAUAUAACAGUUAAUGCAGUUCAUCCUGGAUAUGUUUAUACAAAUAUAUCAAAAAGCAGAUUAUUAGAUGUUAUAAACACGCUUUCGAGACCUAUUAUUAAUUGUUUAUUCAUGAAAGAUAUUCCACAAGGAGCAGCGACGACAUGCUAUGUGGCCUUGCAUCCACAAGUAAAAGGCAUAAGUGGUGAAUAUUUCAAUAACUGUGAUUUAGCCAAGCCUUCUAAGCAAGCUCAGGAUAUCACCUUGGCUAGGAAGUUGUGGGAGUUUAGCAUGGAAUUGGUCAAAUAAUGUGGUGAAUAUAACUGUUAAUUUGUUGGUUUUUGAUGUUAAAACUAAGUGUAAUGCAAUAUAACAUUGAAACUCAAUCAUAAAUAUUAUAAUUCUUUUCAUGUAUUUGGUACAAAAUAAUCCAAGUUAACGUCCUGUACUCCUGUUUUGUAAUAUGGUACCCCCCCCCCUUUUAACUCCGUGUUAUUAUUAUUAUUCUUGUUUAUAAUCUUUAUAAUUUGAAGUAAUCUUCAAAUUUAUUUACAAUUAUAGAAAGUAAUAGUGCUAUGAUGGUUAGAUGAGUAAUCAGUUUAAUCGGCACAUAAUUUUAAGAUAAUGUAUUAGAUGUAGUAAAAUAUUGUAUAAGUGCCGUUCAAAAAAAAAAAAUUGUAUAAGUGGGUUCUGAGAAUCAAAAUAUAAUCUCCACAAAAAAAAAAA